Molecule: messenger RNA, 789 nt
Organism: Durusdinium trenchii
Lineage: Eukaryota; Dinophyceae; Suessiales; Symbiodiniaceae
Source: the annotation of a GenBank genome assembly
GUCCUAGAGCAGAAGCUUCAUGUGUUCUUCUUCGAAGGCAAAGUUGGCAAAGGCAAGUUAGCUUGGGAUCAGUUAUCCAAUCAGGAUGCUGUCAAGGAGGCGCGCAAGGAUACUGGCCUUGGUGCUUCCCAGACGGUGGAAGUAGCCUACUUGGAGAAGGAGGGGCUCGAGUAUGAAGAGCACGAUAUUCGAGAGUUCAAACAGUUCAUGAAAGAACAUCGAGGUGUGACGCUGAAGCCGCGGCUUCGAGGCCGAAAACCGCACGGACGCACGGUCGAAUGCGGGUCCCGGGUGGAAGAACUGAAUGCGGGUUGGCUCUUCAGCGCGGCAGCGAGGCAGGAGGGUGUUCGAAGGGACCUGAAGACGUCGAAGGAGCGCUCCGCUCAGUGGCAGGGCGGUGAGGAACGCCCCAAAAGCAUCGCACGCGAAAGCCCACAGCUGAGAGGUCUGCCAGUGGAGAGGCCAGAUGAGGUUGAGGAGGCUGAGGGCUUGCUGCCGAGCAUCAUUGGGCUUUCGGAGCCUCAGACAGUGGACACCGACACUGCGGACGCACCGGAGGCGACGGAGGCUGUGACGGCUGUGGCUCCAAGGAGACGAUUUCCGUGGGCGAAGAAGCUCUUACUCGUCUACACCUUGGUGCGCAUUGGCGUAAAUUUUGGAGUGCUUCUGAGUUCCGAGCUGGAAUGGCAAGGAAUGCUUAACAUGGUUGAUGGACUUCUCAGGCCCCUCAUCACUGGACUUGGUGUCUAUUCCUUCAUUGGGAUCUCUACGGUGGACCAUUCAGCAUGA